UUUGCCUAUGAUUUGAUAUAAUAAUAAUGCGUUUAAUUUAAAAAUAUUAUUGUUUUCUAAUCCAAAGUGUAGGUAAUUUUACCGAAGAAAUGGUUUAUUUACUUUUCCCAACAAGCUUGACCGACGAGGAACUCAUGUUGCAAAACAAAUAUCAAAAAUUAAGAAAAAAAAAAAAAGCGUUGCAAGUACAAAAAACUCCACGUCCCGAACCAGAACCCUCUCCCGUUCUCAAUCCAAAGAGACCGAAAGAAACGGCUCGUGACGCUAGAGAAAUAGCUAAAAAACUGCUGAAGUCUGGAGCUAUUGGGCCGAUCAAAAAAGUGCCUAAUCGCACGGAUCAGGAAUCUUUCAAAAGACCAUGUGGUAUGGAACGAAAAAUAUUGUCUACACCUCCAAUACUGACUAGUUAUCAACCGUUCUCGGCGGCGUCCCCGGCUAAGAACGAAGUUAUAGAAAGUCCUCCAAAACCUUUAACUAAAUUUUCUAAUUUAUACGAAAACUUUGUUUCCUCGACAUCAAAGACUACAGUACCUACGAUACCGAAUUCUCCUGAGCAUGUUCCAGAACCACCACGUAAAGGUAUCACUAUAUUUGUCGGAGGUAGCAGUUCUCUUACCGAAGAAUUCCUAAGGAGUACAUUUAUCAAAUUUGGCACAAUAAUUAAUAUAUCAAUGGAAAUUGAAAAAAAUCGAGGUUUCAUAACAUUCAACUCAUCGGAUAUCGCUGAUAGAGCAGUGUCUCAAAUGAACAAUACCACAGUAUCUGGCAUUAAAUUAAAAGUAUCCAUAUCUCGUAAUCAACCAAUCGAGUGCAAUGAAAAAGGUGUUAACGCGUGGCACGCUAUAGCAACAAAUAAAUCACAAAAAGGAAAUCAACGAGAUGACCGUACAUUAGUAUCGUAUGACGACAUAAAUUUAUUUUAAAUAUAUAUUUUCAAUACAUUCGAUAAACAAAUAUGUUUUUUUUUUUGUAUAUGUACUGAUUGCUGUGUGCAUAUCUACAUUUAUAAACAUUAAUUAAUUUAAUAUGUAUAUUAUUAUGCAACAUGUUUUUUUUUAUUAUGUAUAUUGUACAUACUCAAAUAAAUAUAAUAUAAC
This is a messenger RNA of Adelges cooleyi (spruce gall adelgid), 1097 nucleotides long. It is a transcript of the gene Nelf-E, whose product is annotated as negative elongation factor E. The transcript has 6 exons. Gene Ontology annotation, molecular function: RNA binding. NCBI's taxonomy places the organism in Eukaryota, Metazoa, Arthropoda, Insecta, Hemiptera, Adelgidae. Gene Ontology annotation, biological process: negative regulation of transcription elongation by RNA polymerase II. The record is from RefSeq and is a predicted model, not a curated record. Gene Ontology annotation, cellular component: NELF complex. The coding region runs from base 90 to 923 and encodes 277 amino acids.